Rotaria sp. Silwood1 is the source of this 2520-nucleotide messenger RNA. NCBI's taxonomy places the organism in Eukaryota, Metazoa, Rotifera, Eurotatoria, Philodinida, Philodinidae. The record is from the annotation of a GenBank genome assembly.
AUGUCGUCUGAUGUUAUUCUCCAUAUGCCAGUGACUUCACGUGUGCGACGAGGACGAAUCUAUCCAAGUAAAACAGUCUCAUAUUAUGGUUCAUGUUGGACAUAUAAAUCUUGGUGUGUGGUUGUUGCUGUUGUUACGUUUAUUUCCGUUUUAGCUGGUUUACAUAUUGGCUGGGACUUUCCUAUACUUGUGCAACAUGGUCAUAUAUAUUUUCCAAUUCUCUUUAUUCUUACACUCUUUUAUACAAUAUCAAAUUAUUUAUUUGCAUGUUUACAUGAUCCUGGUGUUGUUCCACGACCAAAUGCUGAUGAAGUUCUUCAAACAGAAAAAGAAAAUAACAUUCAAACUGAUUUAAAUGGAAAUUAUUUUCCAUCAAUUCCAUUACCACGAACAAUUCUUGUCCGAAAUUUUCCAUAUUCAUCACCUUAUUGUUAUACAUGUCGAGUUUAUCGUUUACCACGUGUUUCACAUUGUUCAAUAUGUAAUGUUUGUGUUCAAAAUUUUGAUCAUCAUUGUCCAUGGAUUAAUAAUUGUGUUGGCUUAUUAAACUAUCGUUAUUUUUGUAAUUUUAUUCUUUCAUGUUCAAUACUAUGUUUAAUUGGUUUAGCUGGUUGUGGAGUAGCAGCAUAUCUUCGAUGGGAUAUAUAUAAAAAUGAUCCAGGACUUUAUUUUGCUUAUAAUAUUCCUAGUUUUUUUAUUGGUUUUAUUUCAUUUGUACUGUUAUUUACAUUAGCAUCAUUUUGGUGCUAUCAUUUUGGAUUAGCAAUGAGUGGUGCAACAACAAGAGAAGAUAUUAAACUUCAACGGCAUUCAAAACAAAUUGGCAUUCCUCGAGGUUCAAGAUGGAAAAAUUUAAUUGUUUCAUGGUGUGGUCCAUUACAACCAUCAGUUAAUUGGAGUGAAUUAUAUGAUAAAGAUCAUUAUGAAAAUCAAGAAUCAAUUUAUAAAAGUUUACGUCCAACAUUAUUAAGUAAUACAUUGAUUGUACCAACGCUAAAAAUUCGAGAACAUAUUCGAAAUUUAACAAUGAAUAAUCAUUUGGGUUUAAAACAACAAGUUGAAGCAUUUCAUCGAACUACUGGAAAAACAACAAAUAUAUCCGAACGUUCAUCAUCAUUAUUUUCUGUUGAUACAAAUAAUUGUCUUCAAACAUAUGUUAUUGCAAUAAAAAAUAUUGGAAAUUAUCACAUCGAUGCUCGAUAUUUAUUAAUAGAAGGUGUUUAUCGAAAAAAUAUUUCAACAUUUUGGGAUAUAAUAUGGUCACGGAAUAUAUCAUCAAUUGUUAUGCUUUAUGAACUAAAAGAAAAUAAUCUUUUGAUUCAAUAUUGGCCAAAUGAAUCGAAUCCUUCAAUGACAAUUGAUGAUAAAUAUCAAAUUGCUUUUAUUCGAAGAAUACAACGGCUGGAUAUUGAAACAUUUCAAUUUACAAUUCAAAAAAUUGGUGAAAAUGAAAUUCGUCAUAUUGAACAUUUUCAAGUCAAAGGUUGGACCGAGACAAUGUUUACAACCGAUCCAAUUACUUUAUUACGUCUUCAAUAUUAUAUUAGUCAAAAACAUUUAGAAGAAGAUCAUAAUGAAAAUCUAGGAACUAUUGCUAUUCAUUGUUGUGACAUUAAUGCACGAGCUGUUGCUUAUAUGACAAUCGAUAUCAAUCGAUGUUUAUUGAUAUCGUAUGGUUUUAUGAAUGUUUUAAAUACAAUAACACAAUUAAAUGAACAAUUACCAACUUGUUUAAUGAAUGAAUUUAUGUUAAUUGUUAUUUAUACAACUAUACUACAUCUUUCAUCAUGGAUUUAUUCACCUGAUAUAACAACAUUACAAGCAUUAGAUCAUCAAAUAAAAAAUUUACUUGGUAACAUAUUUGCACGAUUUUAUCAUAAUCCCUUAUCAGAUCAGUUCCAUACAUUCUUUUAUAAUAGUUUAAAAGAACUUGAAGCUAUUAUUUCAUCGAAUUUAGAAAAUCGUUAUUUACCAGCUGUUGUUGAUCAUAAUUUAGUUUAUUUCAUUGAUAGUUAUAUUCAUUCAAAAGUAUUUAUGUUAACAAUUUGUCGUGAUUACAAUAGUAUAUUACGAAUAAUGUCAACGUAUGAAAUCCAACAUUGUUUUUUAUUUCAACAAAACAGUGAACAAAAUAUAGAUUUAAUUGAAAAACAACAAUUAAAACUUGAUAGUAGUUAUCAAUCAAAUGAUUUUCGACGUUAUUAUCAGUCAAAUAUUUGCAUUUAUGAACCAAAUACUUCUAUUCGAAAUAUUCCAUUGUAUAAACUUUCUCGGUCUAUUGUAAAUCUUGAUCAAAAUGAGCACAUACCAAUAUUAGUUUGCAUUGAUAAUAUUCAAGAAGGUGCUAUUAUUUGUCUUAUUGCAAAUUUAAUGGAACAACUAAUGAUUGAUAAUAUAGUUGAUAUUUAUCAUCAAGCAAGAAAAAUUGCAUAUUCAUGUCCAGUUUUUCAAACAGAAGAUGAAUAUAAACAUAUGUAUGAAUGGCUUGCACGAUGGACAACCAAUGAUCUUAAUUAUUAA